Sorghum bicolor (sorghum) is the source of this 1071-nucleotide messenger RNA. Its product is annotated as probable glutathione S-transferase GSTU6. The transcript is spliced from 2 exons. Gene Ontology annotation, molecular function: glutathione transferase activity. Lineage: Eukaryota; Viridiplantae; Streptophyta; Magnoliopsida; Poales; Poaceae. Gene Ontology annotation, biological process: glutathione metabolic process. The coding region runs from base 96 to 821 and encodes 241 amino acids. The record is from RefSeq and is a predicted model, not a curated record. Gene Ontology annotation, cellular component: cytoplasm.
ACUACAAAUACAGAGCCACCCAACGCUGCGACGUACUCGCAGAUCCACAAACCCCACGACACCAAUCUGAUCGUCGGCAAAGCAAAAAUAUAACAAUGGCCUCCAUCGGCGGUGAAGAAGAAGCGGCGGCGGCGGUGCGCGUGAUCGGCGGGUGGGCGAGCCACUACGCUAUCCGCGUGUACGUGGCGCUGAAGCUCAAGGGCGUGGAGUACGAGUUCCUGCAGGAGGUGGUCGGCAACAAGAGCGAGCUGUUGCUCCAGUCCAACCCGGUGCACAAGAAGAUCCCCGUGCUUCUCCACCACGGCAAGCCCGUCGCCGAGUCCAUGAUCAUACUCCAGUACAUCGACGAAGUUUGGGCGUCCAAUAACGGUCGUCCAGCCAUCCUUUCCCCCGACCCCUAUGAACGGGCUGUUCAGCGGUUUUGGGCACAGUACGUAGACGACAAGAUUGCUCCUGCAUCCGUGGUCUUCAGAGGAGUGACUGCCGGAGACAAAGACGAAGCAGCAGCGCAGGUGUCUGAAGCCCUGCAGCAUUUGGAGGAGGCUUUCGUCAAGUGCAGCCGAGGGAAGAGCUAUUUCGGCGGCGACAGCCUGGGCUUCCUUGACAUCGUUCUCGGGUCACACCUGGGUUGGCUCAAGGCAGUGGAGCAGAUCGCGGGCGUCAAGGUCCUCGUCGAAUCCAAGUUCCCCGAACUGACAGCAUGGGCGCAACGAUUCUAUGCUCACCACGCUGUGAGAGACGUCAUGCCCGAAACGGACAGGCUCGUGCAGUUCAACACGUACCUCAUUGGUGUCUUGAAGGCUAAAGCUUCCCAGAAGUGAGGGAAAUGGAUUACCAUUAUUGUAUAUCCAAUAAUUUUCUAGUGCUUUGCAGAAGUAUUUUUUUUAUUACGCUUUUAAAAAAAUUAAUAAAUGAAUUAUACAGACCCCAUGUUAUCUAUGACCGGCUUGCUUGAAAACGAAGUUAAUUACUAUCAACCAUCGUACCUUUGGUGGAAACGGACUCUCUGUCAGGACACGUUGUAAUCUUAGGGCUUUUGUGAUUGUGACUAAAUGAAGUCUUCCAUCUGUG